AUUAGUAGUACCUUUUUAGUUAGCUGAGAGCAAGACUCCAACUAUCUAAGGCCUAUGGAGAUAAGCACCCAUCAAUAACGGUUAAUGUUUCUGUACCUUUUUGUGUUUAUGCUACUUUAACUGAAUUUGCAACUGUCUGCAAUAAUAUGGCUUUCAAAGCUGUCCCGAUGAUGAUAACGUUACUUUUAGUGACUGUUGGAUUUUUCCACUUUACCUACGGGGGUUAUCUGAUAGUGUCACCGGAUUCCAUACGGCCUGGAUUACCAUUUGUGGUCAGCGUAAACAUUGAAGCUACACAACCGUUCGUCUUAAAAGUCUGGAUAACGAGAAACUUUGUUAAGCUAGCGGAGUCUGUAAACGCCUACGAAAAUGGCGUCGCUGACACAAUUGAAUUUCAGGUGCCGGAGAAUGCAGACAAUGGCCUCUACAUGAUAUAUGCAGUAGCAUCAGGUGGAAUUCGGUUUUAUAAAGAAAAUACCUUAAAAUUCAUUUCUAAGGGAUUUUCAAUCUACAUCCAGACAGAUAAAGCCAUUUAUAAGCCAGGACAAACAAUUAACUACAGAAUAUUUGCUGUCAAUCCUGACUUGUCCCAGCGCAAGGUAAAUUUUGACAUCGAAAUCAAGGAUCCACUUGGAAAUUUGAUUAAGCAAUGGAAUAACCUCAAAGCGCCCUCAUCUGGUGUAGUAAUAGAAGAAUUAUUGAUGACAACGCAGCCUGUUCUUGGAGACUGGAAUAUUACUGCUACUUCAGGGCAUGUGUCUGUAGUUCAAGUUUUCACUGUUGCUGAGUACGUCCUCCCAAAGUUUGAGGUGACGAUAACAUUGCCUUCAUUCAUCACCAGCGAUAACACUGAACUACAGGGAAGAGUUGAUGCCAAGUAUACAUUUGGGAAGCCGGUGUAUGGAAAGUUGCUAUUAAAAUUUGGAACCGACAAUAAGUUGAACCAACAAUUAGAUAUGACCACGAUUGUAAGUAUACGCUAUCUUUACUCUUUUAAAAUUGAAAUUAUAUACAAGUCUUGUAACUCUCCUGUGUACUGCUUUGUAAGCUAUGUUAUAACUUCUAUCUUAUUUUGCUAUUUUACAGAUAAGUCACUGGGGUACGUUGAAACAACGCAUGAAAUUCCAGCAAGUGGAGUUGUAAAAUACACAUUUGAAACUAAUAGUUUUCCUUCAUUAUUGAAUUUACAGGCACAGCAAGGGCCGUAUUUCUCUGAUUCCAUUGAAGUCGAAGCAGCUGUAUCACCGAGUAAUUCAUUCAUACAAAUUGGCUUGGACACAUCGCAUUUGUCAGCAGGAAACGUUGCAACAUUCUGGCUCCGCUCCACUGAAAUCCCUUCUUACAUUGUUUACCUGAUUAUAUCCAAAAGUAGAAUUGUUGCUAUGGAAACCCUUUACAAUCUGACAUCUACCCAAAAUAGACUAACCGUCGACAUAACACCAGAUAUGGCACCAUUAGCCAAAUUAGUGGCGUACUAUGUUCGGAAAGACAAAGAAGUCGUUGUUGAUGUGUUUAACUUCAAAGUGGAUGGUUUGUUUAAGAAUCAGGUUAGUCUAUCGUUCAGUAAAGAUAUUCUUGAACCUGGUGACAACAUUACAGUUGAUGUGACAGCAACCAACGGGUCUCAGGUUUACCUUUUAGCUGUCGAUCAGAGUGUCUUACUUCUGAAGUCCAGCAAUGACAUCACUCAACGAAAGGUCCUUAGAGAAUUAGAAACUUUUGAUGGAAGUGAUAAUAUUGGCAUGUGGUUUGAUCGGUUUCCAUACCUAACAACAGGCAUAACUGCUAAUGAUAUCUUUAAGAAUAUUGGAGUUCUGGUAUUAACAGAUGCUAUGAUUCCUGAAAGAACUAUAUUUUUUGCAAGAGGAAAGGGCUAUGCUGGUCGUAGUAAUAGAAUUAAUCCUGGUAUGGGAAUACCUUUUGGCGGUGGGGAUUAUGGAUACGCAGCAGAUUAUGACACGGAAACACAAUUAGAAGACACACCUGUACGUGAAGAUUCUGCUGUGCGUACAGAUUCUGCUGUUCGUACGGAGUUUCCGGAAACAUGGCUGUGGACAGAUACAACUGUUGGAGAUGAUGGAACUGUUUCCAUCAACACUAAGGUCCCAGAUACCAUUACGUCUUGGAUUGGAAGUGCCUUUGCUUUUUCUGAUAAUACAGGACUUGGAGUGGUGACAACUACAUCAACGGUGACAGUUUUCAAACCGUUCUUUGUUUCGUUAAACCUACCGUACUCAGUGAUUCGAGGUGAAAACCUAGCAUUAGAGAUUUUAGUUUUUAAUUAUCAAACCAAAGACAUUACUGCUGAGAUAAUUCUCCACAAAUCUGCGGAUUUCGAUAAUAUUGAAUUCCAAUCGACUAAUAACAAUUCAACCAAUGUUGUUAGCAAAAACCAGAUCGUGAAAGCAACUAUCACUGCUGGAGAUGGUGUGUCAGUUUCUUUUGCUAUAAUUCCCAAGAAUCUAAAACUGAUGGACAUUCAUGUGUCUGCCCAGUCAUCAACCGCCAGAGAUAGUGUCAUUCGACAGCUUUUAGUUGAGCCCGAGGGAGUUAUGGAGUCAUACACUAAUUCAGAUUUUAUUGAUGUAUCAAACGAUGUCUACGUAACAUCAUUCCUAAUUGAUCUGCCGCCUCCAUCUGGUCUAGUUGAGGAUUCUGUUCGUGUGGUUUUGUCAGCAACAGGUGACAUAAUGGGUCCAACCAUUAGCGGAUUGGACAAACUGCUGCGUAUGCCCUCAGGCUGUGGAGAACAGAAUAUGAUAGUCUUCGCUCCAGAUGUCUUUAUCUAUGAUUACCUAGAGAACACCAAUCAAAAUAAUCUUGAAAUAAAGACAAUGGCUCUCCGUUUUAUGAACAUAGGCUACCAAAAGGAACUUACUUUUCAGCACAUAGAUGGCUCUUUUAGUGCCUUUGGUGAAAGUGAUUUCCAUGGCAGUACUUGGUUGACAGCUUUCGUGGUGAAAUCAUUUGUCCAAGCUCAGGAGUACAUAUUUAUUGAUUACAAACUUGUGGAGAAGGCUGUUAAUUGGAUACUGACACAGCAGAAUGAAGAUGGAUCAUUCCGGGAACCAGGAAAGAUAAUUCACAGAGAUAUGCAGGGUGGUUUAUCUGGACCAGUGACCCUUACAUCUUAUGUGUUGGUGGCUUUGCAAGAAGCUAAAAAGGGGAAAGGGUUCUCUCAGACUACUUUGGACUUGCUUGGAAGUUCUGUUAAUAAGGCUGCAUCCUACAUUGCUUCUAAGUUAUACAACUUCAACUCUGAUCCGUAUGUAUUGGCCAUUACCACGUAUGCUCUUACUUUAAUCGGCCAUCCAAAUAAAAACGUAUUCCUUGCUGUAUUUGAGGAAUUGGCAAUUGUUGAAGCUUUAUUUUUAACAUUCCAUAAACCGUUUCAACCUUUGCGCAAGGCUCGCUCCAAACCAAAGAAACCUUGGAUUACUGUAGAAAUCUUAAAACUGUCCAGGAGGAAAUCCAGGUUAUAUAAAGCUGCAAUUAAAGCUAAAAACCUUCUUAAACCCCAUGCACAGACUAAAUGGAAUGACUUCAAGUCUAUCCCUGUACUAUCUGGCUCAGUUGAUAUAUCAGUCUCUGGCAAUGGUUCCUGCCUAGUUCAAUUCACUGUUUCCUACAAUGUGGAAGAGGUUAACCAGGUACCAGCAUUUGAUGUUGUGUUAACAGUGAUCGACGUAGUUCCAAACAGCAUCCAGCUCAAGGUUUGCGGGAAAUAUAUCAAGGAGGCGGAAAGCGGAAUGUCAAUCAUGGAAAUUGGCAUUCCAUCAGGAUUUGAGGUGGAUGAGGAUAAGUUAAAAAUUGAACUGUCGAAGAUUGUCACUUUGCAAAACUAUGAGAUUCAGACGAGAUUCGUUAACCUGUAUCUUGACAAGGCAAUGAAUCUACAACUAGUUGCAGAGGUGGUUGUGUUUGUUGCCUGCUUCUUGGGAUUCAUAUGCCCAACCCAUAACACUAUAUUUCUUGCCCCAGUUGAUGAGGCUGAAGUGAUUAAAAUACUUGCCUCUUUUAAAACCAACAAAUCCCCAGGAGUUGAAAUCAUGUAUGAUUUGUACAGUCCACUCAUACGAAAGAUUGAAGUUCUCAAGCUAGAGAAACGUCCUGACGUUAACCUGCGAUAUUUACGAGAUUCACUACCCGAAUACAGCACUGUAGACCCUGACAUGAUAUCUAUAAAGCAUGUACCAGGCCAUCCAAUUCCAGUCAAUGAUAUAAAGGUAAAUGAGAUAAAGAUUGAAUGUAACAACCCUCACAGAGGUGUAGAUGUCAUCUUCAGCAAGAAACUUCGUAUCAAAAGGGCGGCGCUAGGCUCCUUGGCGGGGAUAACCCCAAUUCGCUAUUUAUCUUCUCCAGUAAUAAACACUAACUUGUGUAAAGGUCGAUCCAUUUUGACCUUCUUUGAUCCAACAUACAAUUGCACUUUUCGAACAAGACCGUCUUCACUGGGAUACGUUGCAAUUGCAAGUGACCAAUGA
This is a messenger RNA of Anneissia japonica, 4484 nucleotides long. Its product is annotated as CD109 antigen-like. Bases 147 to 4484 code for a protein of 1445 amino acids. Gene Ontology annotation, cellular component: extracellular region. The record is from RefSeq and is a predicted model, not a curated record. Lineage: Eukaryota; Metazoa; Echinodermata; Crinoidea; Comatulida; Comatulidae. The transcript is spliced from 31 exons. Gene Ontology annotation, molecular function: endopeptidase inhibitor activity.